AUUCAGGGAAUUCACCCCUGAUUGGACCAGAACACAAGCUGUACCGACACCUGUUUCGCAACUAUACUGCUGACUCCAGACCUGUGAGGAAUGCAAGCCAUGUGGUUGUAGUCAAGUUUGAUCUUUCACUGAACCAGCUGCUUGAUCUGGAUGAGAAAAACCAAAUCUUGACAACAUCUGUGUGGAUCUAUGAGGAAUGGACUGACGAAAUGCUGAAAUGGUCCCCGUCUGAUUAUGAGGAUCAACAUGCAAUUAUGAUACCUGCAUCGAGUAUAUGGCUUCCAGACAUCUUUAUAUAUAACACGGCCAAUGCCAAUAUGGAUGGUUUUGUUGGCAUCAAUGGAAGCAAAGUUUCCAUACAGUACAAUGGUAAUGUGAAAUGGAUGGUUCCACUGAUGGUGUCUAGUGUCUGUUCUGUGGAUGUGACAUACUUCCCGUAUGAUAGACAGAUCUGUACCAUCAAAUUUGGCUCUUGGAUCUAUGACGAUGAACAGCUUGAAAUUGUUUCAGAUGCUACAAAACCUGAUCUGGAACAUUAUGUCAUGAACAGCGAGUACGAUUUGAGGAAUGUCAGUAUCUCUGGAGGGAUUCUUGACAGCUCUUGCUGUCCAGGAAAUGGCCAACAUUCCAUGGUUGUGCUGAAGAUUGAACUGGGCAGAAAAUCAUUGUAUUAUGACUACAUAGUGAUUGCUCCAACAAUCAUGCUUUGUGUUCUGACACUUGCAUCAUUUCUGCUUCCUUGUGACAGAGGAGAGAAGAUGGCUAUUGGUCUGACUGUAUUCCUCACUCUUUAUGUUCUUCAACUUAGGAUUGCUGAUAAUGUUCCAGACACAAAUUCAACACCAAUUUUAGGUGUUUUCUUGCUGACAGUGAUGACCUUCAACUGUGUAUCCCUCAUCAUGGCCACCAUUGUUAUGAACAUUAAAAAACGAGGAGAUGACAACCCUCCUCCUGAUGUCCCUGGCUGGUUCUUCUUCUUGUGUCAUCAUCUCCACGAAAAUGCACAAUGUUAUAACACAUCUGAAGGACAUCCUAAUGAGUAUGCAGGCAAAGAUCCAUUACCUGAUAGUUUGAAUCAUCCUUCUGGAAAUCAGUGUUAUAACAGACAACCUACGUCCUUUUCACGCAGAGGAGAGGACAGAAGAACCAGAAACACAAAUAAUUUAUCCUCACAGUUUGAGACGCAUGAUUCUUACCAGAAAGAAUCGGUUCAACCUGAUAACGGAGAACUGUCUUCCAUGAACAAUAAUAUGACUGAUAUCAGCAGAAAUUAUUUAAAUAAAAGAAGAUGGUUUUAUGUAGCUGAAGUAGUAGAUAAAUUUCUCUUUAUUGUUUACUUAGUGCUUCUUACACUUUCUAUAUUUACAGUUCUCUUUUUGGUUCCUGUUUACUUUAGAAAAGAUAAGUAA
Candidula unifasciata is the source of this 1409-nucleotide messenger RNA. Lineage: Eukaryota; Metazoa; Mollusca; Gastropoda; Stylommatophora; Geomitridae. The record is from the annotation of a GenBank genome assembly.